This is a messenger RNA of Closterium sp. Naga37s-1, 621 nucleotides long. The record is from the annotation of a GenBank genome assembly. NCBI's taxonomy places the organism in Eukaryota, Viridiplantae, Streptophyta, Zygnematophyceae, Desmidiales, Closteriaceae.
AUGGCGACUACGGUUAAGCGCGAUGAGGCUGAGGGUGGCGCUACGAGGAGCCUGGAGAGAGGUCCUCCGGCCCUUUCCCCACCACCUCCCCCCCCCCUCCUCGUGCCCUCCGCCCCUGGCUCUCCGCGCAUGCCAUGGUCGCCAGGGCCUUCUGUGGUGUCGACUCUCUCACUCAGGGCGGGCACAGCAGCGGUGGAGCUGGCUCUCGUGGUCUACCACUCGCACGACCCCUUCUCAGGUGCGUCCCUCUCUGCCAUGCAGAAUGCAGGCAGCCACUCUCAGCUGCGCCCUUCUCAGCUGCGCCCUUCUCAGCUGCGCCCUUCUCAGCUGCGCCCUUCUCAGCUGCGCCCUUCUCAGCUGCGCCCUUCUCAGCUGCGCCCUUCUCAGCUGCGCCACAUUGCACCUGCUGUGUGCUGCAUCCCAACCCCCUUUCCCCUCCCCCUCUUCCCCAUGCAACCGCUCUGCUCCUCCACACUCUCCUCGCUGCUGCAGCAGUCGCCCUUCACGACAUCGCCGGCUGUCUUCCUGUCGUGGCUCGACGCGCUCUCCUUCUCGGGGGGCGGCGCUGCCAAUGCCGCCGUGGCUGAGGGCCUCUCAGAGGCGCUGCUGGUGUGCUCCUGA